Molecule: messenger RNA, 1586 nt
Organism: Cyprinus carpio (common carp)
Lineage: Eukaryota; Metazoa; Chordata; Actinopteri; Cypriniformes; Cyprinidae
Product: START domain-containing protein 10-like
Molecular function (GO): lipid binding
Source: RefSeq, a predicted model, not a curated record
ACCUGCUCCAACAUACAUUAGAUACAACGAUACACAGUGAGCAGAGGUGCAACAGUUAGACUAAACUGCAAAAACCAUCCAAAACUAACUGGAAAUCAUCGGUGAAGAGAGGAGCACAAACGAACGGAUCAUUUAUGAGAGGAGCUUAGCCCUGCAGACCUGUCUAAUUCACAGCACCGGGAGGCAAGAUGCCAGUCCAGAUACCGGACGACACCGAUUUCUUAUCUUUCCGAGAUCAAUGUGAAAGUCAUGAUGGCUGGGUCGCCCGUUAUAAUAAAGGAGGAGUGACGGUUUGGUGUCGAGACGAGGAGUGCAAAACUGUGCAGAAACUCAAGAUGAGAAUCGUGUGCAAGGACGUGACGGCAGAGACUCUCUACGAUGUCUUGCAUGACACGAGCUACCGGAAAAAAUGGGACACUAACAUGAUCGACACUUUCGAUAUUGGACGACUGACAGUUAACGCAGAUGUAGGAUAUUAUUCCUGGAAAUGUCCAAGUCCAUUGAAGAACAGAGAUUUUGUCACCAUGCGGUCAUGGCUUCCUCUUGGCAAUGACUAUCUGAUAAUCAACUACUCUGUCAAACACCCGGAAUACCCACCAAAGAAGGACUAUGUCAGAGCUGUGUCAUUGCUCACUGGGUACUUGAUCCAGUCCAACGGAGCGAACUGCUGCACUCUUUAUUACUUGACGCAAGUGGAUCCACGAGGGUCUUUACCCAAGUGGGUAGUAAACAGGGCCUCACAAUUAGUGGCACCCAAGGCCAUGAAAAAGAUUUACAAAGCCUGCAUAAAGUACCCGGAGUGGAAACGGAAACACGAGCCCAACCUGAAGCCGUGGAGGUACCCAGAGCAAAACACGCUACCCUGCAUCAGUGUCGCUGACCUGACAGUGCAGAGAGCUGAUUCUCUGGAGAACAUCGAUGAGAGCAGCGUGAAUGAGGAGAAAGCCCAGCACCACAGCGAUGAUGAUGAGACCUAAGAUAACACACACUGACUCUCCUGUGUUCUGUGUGUAUGUGAAAGCGACGGUGCGUCAUUCUCAGACGAGGAUGCUUCCCUUGCAUUUGUAAAUCAUACAUUCUUUGGAUUGAACAAAAUAACAUUAUAUUGUUUUGCAGAGAUUUAAAGACCUCCAUUCUAUGUCCAUACACUGAGGAAGGGUCUGGUUAGACGUGUUUAACUGAUAUGUUUUAUAGUGUAUGAUCAAAUUAUCAAGUGUAAAAUGUCUUAAACAGUGUCAGUAAAUACUUUGGAAGUGUAUUAACUUUAUUACUCAACGUUUCCGGUGCACAAUGCAGAUGUAUUGUAUUAUUGUGACUUUAUUAAAUUACUUAAACGGUGCACAACUCAUUUUGUCAUUCUGUCAAGCAGUAAUGCAACGGAUAAAACACCAUCUUUUCUGAGGUGAAGAUUUCCUGUGUGAUACUGCAAGGACUUCCACCCUUUUUUUCUUUAAAGUGACAAAGAUCUGUGUGUAUUUCACUGCCUUGAAAAGACCUCAGGGGCUGUAAAAAAUCAAUUCUGUGUAGUACAUUUGGAUCUGUCUGUGUGCUUUUAACUCAGUGGCAUUUUUCUCAAAGUCUGAAGA